AUGACAUCUACCAUUGCUCCAACAACUACAACUACAACUACUGAUUCUGCGACAGGCACAAUCAAUCUCGUCGGCCAUGUUCCUUUGCAGAUUGCUCCUGGAAGAUUGAACGAUACAAUCUUAUCUACCGGCAGCGAAUUUGGAGGUGUUGCCAGAUGGGGUGAAGAACGUCACGAAUUUGGUAUGAGGAGACUUGCAGGGACCGAAUUAGACGGUAAGAUGAGAGAUUGGUUUGUUCGUGAAUGUAAAGAUCUUGGUUGUUCCAUUAAAAUUGACCAAAUUGGUAACAUUUUCGCCAUAUAUCCAGGUAAGAACAGUGGGACUAAACCAACUGCGACAGGCUCGCAUCUCGACACUCAGCCAGAAGCUGGUAAAUACGAUGGUAUAUUGGGUGUCUUAGCCGGGUUAGAAGUUCUAAGAACGUUCAAAGAUAACAAUUACGUCCCAAAUUAUGACGUGUGCGUUGUCGUUUGGUUCAAUGAAGAAGGUGCCAGAUUUGCCAGAUCUUGUACUGGGUCUUCUGUCUGGUCACACGAUCUUUCCUUAGAGGAUGCUUACAGCUUGGUGUCAAUUGGUGAAGAACAUCCAGAGACAGUUAAAGAAUCCUUAACCAAAAUCAAUUACAUUGGAGACGUUCCAGCAUCGUAUCAAGAGAAUCAAAUAGAUGCUCAUUUCGAAUUGCACAUCGAGCAAGGACCAAUCCUGGAAGAUGAGGAUAGACGUAUAGGUAUUGUUACAGGGGUCCAAGCAUACAAUUGGUCCAAAAUCACCGUUUCGGGUGUUGGUGCACAUGCAGGUACGACUCCUUGGAGAUUGAGAAAGGAUGCUCUUUUGAUGACCUCGAAGAUGAUCUGUGCUGCUGCGGAAAUUGCUGAAAGCCACGAUGGUUUGUUUACCACCGGUGUUAUAGACGUUAAACCAUACUCUGUUAAUAUCAUUCCAGGUGAAGUUACCUUCACGAUGGAUCUAAGACACUACUCUGAUGAAAUGUUAAAGCAGAUCAUUGAGGAGAUUCAAUCUGCUUUUGAUAAGUUGAUUAAGAACAAUAAGGGCGGUGCGUUGACAUAUGAAAGGGAGGUCCUACAGGUCUCGCCAUCAGUCAAGUUCAACGAGACAUGCAUUGACUGUGUGUCACGUUCUGCGUACUCGCAAUUUGAAAAGGAUAAAGUGAAGCCUAUGUGGUCGGGCGCCGGUCAUGACUCUUGCCAAACCGCACCGCAUGUGCCAACUUCUAUGAUUUUCAUUCCAUCAAAAGAUGGCCUAUCGCAUAACUAUUAUGAAUACUCUUCACCUCAAGAAAUAGCUGAUGGUUUCAAGGUGUUGUUACAAGCUAUUAUCAAUUAUGAUAACUAUAGAGCAACUCGCGGCCAUUAA
Kluyveromyces lactis is the source of this 1374-nucleotide messenger RNA. RefSeq names its product M20 family metallo-hydrolase. Gene Ontology annotation, molecular function: hydrolase activity, acting on carbon-nitrogen (but not peptide) bonds, in linear amidines. The record is from RefSeq and is a predicted model, not a curated record. The transcript has a single exon. The coding region runs from base 1 to 1374 and encodes 457 amino acids. Lineage: Eukaryota; Fungi; Ascomycota; Saccharomycetes; Saccharomycetales; Saccharomycetaceae.